AUGGCUGCAGACGACAAUGAACACUCGUCGAUUGCCAGCACUUCCAACGGUUCUUCGAGCCCCGUUACUAACAGGUUUCUAUUUCAUUUAUAUAUUUUAAACGUUCAAAAACUUCAUUCCUAAUUCAACGGAGUACUCUCAAACAAUUGUAGCACUGACAAAAAAAUUUGAAAAUGAAAUAAAAAAAGUAGAUUAAUAUUAGGUCGACCAGUAUGAAAUCAGCACUGGGCUCAUCGAUUCAUAAUUAAUUCCCAAAAAUUUUAAAGAAGACAUUCAUUUUCCGCAUGAACGCUGAUCACAGAUCGUAAUAACAAUUGGAAAAUACUUUUUGAAUACAUAUUCUUUCAUAAUAUCCUCAUAAACGCCAACAGUAACGCAUUUCUAACCGGCCAACCUAAUAGAAAGUAGUUUAAAAGAGCGAGACACAACUUUAUUUAACAAAUUGAGUUCUUUUAAAAUUCCAAGAAUUUAAAAAAUUGCAAAAAGAUUGUUAAGACUGAAUAAAAACAGAAAGAAAAAAUAAAUGACAAAAAAUGAAAUUCUCCCAAAAAAAAAGUUAACGCUGCAGCAAAGAUGCUCCACUGACAAUAAUUAUUUUUGCAAUUUUUUAAAUUUUUCUUUUUUUUCAAGCUCAUCGGAGAAACGGAACAUGCUUCAAAACGUAAAACCGUGCUCAUAGCCAAAGAACAGUAUAUACUAAUUUUUUUUUGGAGCAAUUUUUUUGCGUUUCGAAGCAACCACCAAAAAACUCCAAAAAGGCCUGAAACAUAAGAGCCUUAAGCUCCUUUUGAGUUUCUAAAAUAGUGUCAGAAGUUUCUCCCUUCUUUCCACGUUUUUUCCGCCUUCUUUUUGAGACCUUUUGGAUUUAAAAGAGUAACGCGUAAAUUUCUAAAUUACUUUGACGGCAUAAUAAUCUUCAUUUUUCAGUCCGUCAUCCUCGGCAGUUGUUGGACCCAAAAAGCGAGGGAUUCUCGAUGUCGACGCCUUGUGGAGAAAAAAGAAGAUUCUAGAAUUGAAGAACAAGCAAAUCGAGGAGAAGAAUCAACAGGAUAACGAGAAUGAACGGUUGGUUUCGUGUUCAUUUGGUAUUUUCUAAUUUUCAUGAAGGGUCAGUUUUUGAGAUAGAUAGUAAGUAUUUCAAGCUUCAAUAGAGGGUCAAUUUGCGAAGUUCCUUCAUUUUUUGAAAAGUCAUGUAAAAGGAGCGAAACCUACAACACUAGUAACGUUGGUAACUUCAUCGAGAUUAAAAAUCUUGGAGAGUUGGAUUUGAAUUGAUUGUUUGUAGUUUUUUUUUUCGAUAUUUUGAGCUUGUUCUUUGGUUCAUCCGACAGAACGUCUCUAAAUGCCCAUUUUCCGAAGCUUUAGGACAAGACGACCCUUUUAAUGUCGUUUAUAAAGCGAAUACUUUGAGAUGAAGCCAUCUUUGUUCGAGUUUAAAAUCAAACGAAAGGCUGUCAAUUUUCUACAAUAUUUUUGGUCUCAAAACUUUCUGUAUGACUUUUUUUCGAUUCCAAGUCAUAAAUGGGCGAGGUCCGUAUGUUAAAAAUAAGGAAGUGAGAUUGAAAUUUAAGAUUUUGUAGAACGGAGGUGUAUAGGCGAGCUUUAUCGAGCCCGUUCGAGUCGUGUUUUUGACUUACUUUGAACCGAAAAUGUGAAAUCUACGAAGUUUCUAUGGCCGAGUAGAUGGGAAUUCAGAGUCAUAAGUACCUUCAUGAGGUCGAAAUUGUGCCUUUUGUACAUUUCUGAGCUAAGAACUCGUUUCAACUAGGUUUUUCGGUCAAUUUAUGUAAGCCAACCCCUUUUCCUGGGCAAAUUGAGGACUCUACAUGCCUAAGUAUGUCCUUGACUGUAACGGGAUCAUUGAGGAAAAGUUGGAAUACGGAGAACUUUUUCUGUAAAAUGGUCAGCGGCCCCGAAAUUUGGUGUAUCCAUGUUUUGGUCUGAACUUUGUUCUGCCAUAUGUGGUCUGAAAAUGGGUCUGCCAUAUCUGGUUUGACUUUUAGUCUGCCAUAUAUGGUCUCAAAUUGGGUCUCCUUAUGUAUUGGUCUGCCAAAUCUGGUCUGAGAUUGGGUCUUUCAAACCUGGUAUGAAUUUCGAUCUGGCUAUGUAUUGGUCUGAAGUUUGGUCUGCCUUUAUCUGGUCUGGAAUUGGGUCUGCCAUAUCUGGUCAAAAAUCGGGUCUUCCCGUGUAUUAGUUUUCCAUAUUUAGUCUGGAAUUAGGUCUGCCCAUGCAGUAAUCUGCCAUAUUUGGUCUGGAACUGGGUCCACCAUAUCUGGUCUGAAAAUGGGUCUGCCAAAUCAGGUCUGGAAUUGGGUCUGCCAUACCUGGUCUGAAAUUGGGUCUGCCUAUGUAUUGGUUUGCCAUAUCUGGUCUGACUUUUGGUCUGGAUAUUUGUUGGUCUGGAAUCGGGUCUGCCCAUGUAUUGGCCUGCCGAAAAUGGUCUGAAGUUGGGGCUGCCAAAUCUGGUCUGGAAUCGGGUUUGCCUAUGUAUCGGUCUGCCAUAUCUGGUCUGAAAUUUGGUCUGGCUAUGUAUUGGUCUGCCAUAUAUGGUCGGAAAUUGGGUCUGCCCAAGUAUUGGUCUGCCAUAUCUGGUCUGGAGUUAGGUCUGCCGUAUCUGGUCUGAAUUUUGGUCUGUCCAUGUAUUAGCCUGCCAUAUCGGGUCUGACUUUUGGUCUGGCUAUGUAUUGGUCUGCGAUAUCUGGUCUGGAGUUGGGUCUGCCAUAUUUGGUCUGAAAUCGGGUCUGUCAGGCCAUACCUGAUCUGAAUUUCUGAAGUGUGAAUUUUGGUCCGCCCCUCCAAGCUCUCCGUACACUUGUUCAGCAAGAGCUUGAUCCAUGGAAGCUUCCCAAAAAUGAGCAACAAGCUGCAAUGUCCGCGGAAACCCCUUGAAGGCUCCACAUUCUGCAUAUCGAUACUACUAGCGACUGGAUAAUGGCGCAAAACGGCUAGAGAUAAGGAGAUAAAAAGAUAAUAGUGAACAAUAGCCGGCGGCGGUCUCCCCGGGCAACCACCGCCGGCCAAAGUGCGGCCGCCGGAAGAAUUCCGCCGCGCCAAAGGCUUUUCCUCCCCUCUUUUGUCAGCUCACUCUUCACUGAUAAGCCAUUCGGCUUAACUUCUUAACUUUUGUUUUUGUUUUCUAAGAAUUUCAUAAGGAUCUGAAGAAAUUGUCGUUGAUUGUAGUGCCGGGUACGCAAACACAGGUGUUGACGGUGAAAAAUCGAUUUUUUUUUUCUUUGAAUCUUUUAAAAUCUCUUGCUUCCUUGUGGCCCAGGAGGAUAUAUAGGAAGCCAUAUUUCAAAAUAUUUCACUUCAAAAUUUGAUUUGAAGAAUAUUUUAGUAACGUUUUUGAAAAUAGUCCCGGGGAAGAAUGACGUCAUAAUGUACUUUGAAGCUUUUUUUGUAAAUAUUUAGAAGAGUUUCGGUGUGAGAUUUUAAUUAUGGAAUAAAAAAAGUCAACUAUUCGGAAAAUUAUGACUUUAGAAAUUUUUUUCGUGAAAUCUGCGGUCUGCGAACCACACAAAAUAAUGAAAAAGAAAAAUUUUUUUCGGAUUUUUCUAUUGAUUUUUUUGGCUCUCCUUUUUCCACCGCCAAUAUCAACGGAAGAAUUGGUAGGAUCUUUUGUUGAAAUUUUUUUUCGAUAUUUUUGAUUUUUUUAUCAGAUAUUGAUACAUAAAAAAAUGGGCUUUAAAGUGUUCACUAAUGUAUUAUUUUUGAAAAAUAUUAGUUUUUGGGAUUAUUUUUUUGUAGUUUUUUUAAUGAAGCUUCUUGGUGAAAUUUCUAGGUUUGCCUUGGAAGAUUAAAUUUGUAACAUUCAUUCAGUUUUGAUUUUUUUUUUUGAACCGUUCCAACCAUUCUUUUUGCAAUUUUUAGUGUUUCCUAUGGAUAUUAACUUUCAAAAUCAUUCAAACAAUUGGAAGUUUAUGUUAUAAGCUUUCUUUUCAUCCUUCUUAUUUAUAUUAAGGCUUCAACUAAGCUUUAUAAGACUUAUAAUUUUCAUCAAGUUUGCACUUUUAACAACAGAAAUGGCUUUAUCAAAAAAAUAUUUUCCAUAAGUACAUUUUUCAGUUCAAAAAGACCCACUUUUUGAAAGUUUUUAACAAUACACUGCGCGUCAUAGCUAUAGACGCACCCCCAUUUUUCAGUUUUUCAAAAGAUAUGUUGAACUUCCUGCAAUCAAACCUAUUUUUAUGAUGAACCUUAGCUGAAAUGAGUAACAUCGCAAAAAGAACUACAGAAGACUCAGUACAAAAAAAUUUUUCGAAAUCCGUCAAAAAAAUAGUUUUUUUGACCGGGUCAUAAUUAUAGACGCAGCCUGGGUCAAGGCUCAUUUUUUUACUUUUUCUUGGAGCUUUCGCCUUUCUUUUUUUAAUUUUAAAUAAACCCUAAGGUAGUAGGAGGCCACAGCAUUUUAAGCAAUUUCCAAUCAAGCAAUUUUAUUUACAAACCAUGCGAAAAAGCGAAAAAAAAAGAAAAUUUCAUAAAGAAUGGUCUCUUCUGGAAAUAUCAGAGAAUUUAUAUCGGAGUUUGCGCAUUAAAUUUUCAAGUUACGUUGUUUUGAACAAUAACUAAAUAGUUCAAGAAGAGAAAAUGCUUCUGCGGUACGAAAAAUAUCUUUGAAUUAGGUGGAUUCACUGUUCAUAGGAAACCUGGCGUUUGUUUAGGGUCCGCAAGCCAUUUCUUCAGAACGAUUCAAAAAAUAUGUUUUUUACACUGUUCGAUAGAGGAGACUGUCCAUUUUCAUAUUCCGUUUAGUUUUUGAAAAAAGGUCCACUAAGAAAAAAGUUAUGGCCAAAAAACUAGCGCGCGCGGCGUACAACUGGAGGCAAAAUCUCACGGUUUACCCGCUGCCGCACGCUUUCUUUUUAAAUGUUUUUGCGCGUUUCUGGACCGUUUUUAAAUCGGUUUCCUGUUUUGAGAGGUUGUCCGAACUGAGCCUCAUGUUUUGGUAUCAAUCUUUUGUAUAACUAUCAUAAGAAUUUUUGAUAAAAUAUCAAAAAACUACUUAGAAAAAAGUCAGAAGGAAUUUUUCAGCUUAUUUUUUUCUUUUUUUCUAAUCAGAAAAAAAUUAUUAUCAUUCGAUUUGGAAGAAAGAAAAAAAUGAAAAAAAUAAUGUUAUUUCGAAAUAAAAACAGGAAAAAAAGUGCAAUUUGACGCCGAAAAAAACGGCUCCUGCAACAUUUAAAAUGGCGCAUUGGUGUGUUUGACGCAAACACAGCUACGAAUGCUUGCACGAAUUCUUCCAAAAUUUCAAAAAAAAAUUGCCAUUUUUUCGAGGUUUUCAAAGCCGUUAUUUUUUUCGCGUCGAUCGAUUUUUUUCAUAAUUUUUUCAUUGAUAGAGUUUUGAACGCUUAAUAACAUAAUCAUAAAUAUAGACGCGAUCCUAUUCUCUCAUUCGUCAACGAGGCAGACGAAAAAAGGAGGUUUUGGUAAAACUCAAAUAUAAUUUGAUUCGCUGUCCCAAUAAUUAUUUUCAUCCUGAAUUUUUAUUUUUGAACACAUUGUGAGUUUUUAAAUCAAAUAAAAAGUAUACCUUGUCGCUGAAAUUUUUUCGCAUUUCAGCUUCAAAGUUUGGUGUCAAUUUACAAGCUUUAAUAUUUUUUUCGCGUCGUUAGAUUUUUUUAAAUUUUUUUACUCAAAAAAAAUAAAGAAAGUGUUAAUAUAUAACAUACUCAAGAUUUAGAAGCGUUCCUAACUUGGUUUUCUGAAACGCGAGGAUUUUGUGAAACUUGUCAGUUUUUUUCGUGUUAAAUCUUACUUUUUCGCUUAUUUUCGAAAAAUACGUAGUUUUAAAAAUAUUCAGUCUUGUAGAGCGUUGUCGAUUACAUAGGUUUUCAGAAACAGUUGAUUUUUAAAGUGGGACUUUAGCUAGUAUAAACGCCUCAAAACCGUUUUUGCAACAAAAAAAUCUUCAUUUUGGUGGCGUGAAGGGGCGGGGCUUUGCGCCCCCUACGUUUGUUGAACCGACCUCUUCCGCCAAUAAAAAUUUUUACUUAAGGUUUUUCAAUAGCAACAGUAUUCAGAAAAGGUUUUAAAUAUUUCAAACACUUUUCAACUAUCUGAAAAAAGUCUGUUCUCUUUUCCGAAACCGUUUUCCAAAACAGAAAAAGAGCAAACUUUGCCCGUUUGGAGGUCCAUUAACUUUCAUUAGUUCUAUGUUUCCAAUGUAUGGAAAAAAGGUCUAUGAUUAAAUUCACACCAGUUUCGGGUAAAGUUAACACUUUGUUGACUGGGAAAAGAAAUGGUGAGGGCGAAAAUGAAUUUUCAAAAAUUUCUUCGAUUUGCAUGAACAAGAAGUUUCAUUUUUCUUUUAUUAGCACGGAAUGAACCAAUACCAGUAAGGACAAUCAGCUUUAACCUUUCAAAGUAAACCUCAGGACAUUGUCGCUAUCAGAAAAUCUUAUAUAGUCAAUGUUUCCCGACUUGAAAGGCGAAGGAGGCGGGGCAAGGGGCGGGACGCGUAGCGUGUGCGUUCGCGGUUCUUGGCACGAGUUCAAUUCAAUUGUCGCCGAUUAUUUAAAAAGCUCGUCAACCGCUCUUUUUCAAUGUUUUCUACUAUUUCUUGAUGCACACAUGAACAUAAUCAAUAAAUAAUUGAAAUAAGAAUGAAAAAAGCGAAAAACGGGCUUUUCAAAGAGUAGAUGGCGGUUGAAUUGGACACGUGGCAAGAACCGCGAACGCACACGCUACGCGUCCCGCCCCUUGCCCCGCCUCCCUCGCCUUUCAAGUCGGGAAACAUUGACUAUAUAGAAAUGUUUAUUGGCGGAAGAGGUCGGUUCAACAAACGCCAGGUUUCCUAUGAACAGUGAAUCCACCUAAUUCAAAGAAAUUUUUCGUACCGCAGAAGAAUUUUUCUCUACUCGAACUAUUUAGUUAUUGUUCAAAACAACGUAACUUGAAAAUUUAAUGCGCAAACUCCGAUAUAAAUUCUCUGAUAUUUCCAGAAGAGACCAUUCUUUAUGAAAUUUUUUCUCGCUUUUUUUCGCAUGGUUUGUAAAUAAAAUUGCUUGAUUGGAAAUUGCUUAAAAUGCUGUGGCCUCCUACUACCUUAGGGUUUAUUUAAAAUUAAAAAGAAAGGCGAAAGCUCCAAGAAAAGUAAAAAAUGAGCCUUGACCCAGGCUGCGUCUAUAAUUAUGACCCGGUCAAAAAACUAUUUUUGACGGAUUUCGAAAAUUUUUUGUACUGAGUCUUCUGUAGUUCUUUUUGCGAUGUUACUCAUUUCAGCUAAGGUUCAUCAUAAAAUAGGUUUGAUUGCAGGAAGUUCAACAUAUCUUUUGAAAACUGAAAAAAUGGGGGUGCGUCUAUAGCUAUGACGCGCAGUGUAUAUGAGAAGUUGGGGGCAGAAAAAAAAAGUUGAAAUUUUUCCAAAAAAAGUAUUUUUUCAGGUAUCAAAGUCAUUUUUUAACCAUUCUUUGGACUGAUUAGGGAAUAUUCUCAAUUUUUGUCUCUCACAUGAGGAACUAUGACUAAUAAUGAUAAUAAAAUUAAUUUUUUUCAUCCAUUCAAAGUUUUUUUGAACAUUAACAGAGUAUAUAUAUCAAAUUUUCUUUAACCUGAGCAACACCGGGUCAUAUUGGGCCCCCUCCGAAAAUGGUAAAAUUACCGUGUCUGUGUGUUAAUCGGAGAGAUGAGGCGAAAGGUAAAGGUAAAGGUAAUUACCGACCUGCCCGAUACCUUUUUAGGGUCCUCUUUCAAUGAAAGGCGAAAAGCCGGGCUCAAUUGGGCUUCAUGUUGCCGAUUUUCGUUGGCUGGCUAUUAUGGCCAGGUGACAGGUGGCUUUCGGAUGGGAGUCAUCCUCAGUAUUGCUCAUGUUUGCUGGAGGAGGCCACGCCUUCUUUUUGUACAGGACUGUUUUUGAAUGGAACAGUUUAUUAAUCUUCACAAAAAGAAAGCGAAAUUCGAGAUUUUUGAAGUCUUUCAUACCAUUUUCAAGGACGUGACCCAAAUUUGAAUCCUCAGUGUUGCUCAUGUUUGCUGGAGGAGGCCACGCCUUCUUUUUUGUAUAGGAGCAUUUUUGAAUGGAACAUUUUAUAAAUCUUCACAAAAAGAAAGCGAAAUCCAAGAUUUUUGAAGACUUUCAUACCAUUUUCAAGGACGUGUCCCAAAUUUUCAUCCUCAGUGUUGCUCAUGUUUGCUGGGGUAGGUCACGCCUUCUUCUUGUACAGGAGUAUUUUUGAAUGGAACAGUUUAUUAUGCAAAUUUGACCUUGUAAAUGGUAGGAAAGUCUUCAAAAAUCUCGGAUUUCGCUUCUUUUUUCUGAAGAUUUUUUUGCGAUUUUCUCGAUUUUGAACAGUUAUAAGAGCUUCAAUUUCAUAAAAUCUAUCUUAUAAAUUUUUUGUGAUCGAAAUUAUUUUACAUAAAUGGCUAUAAAAAGCUUCAAAAUUUUGAAAAACCGUCAACAGUCAUCCUCAGUAUUGCUCAUGUUUGCUGAAGUAGGUCACGCCUUCUUUUUGUACAGGAGUAUUUUUGAACGGAACAGUUUACUAUACAAAUUUGACCUUGGAAAAUGGUAUGAAAGUCUUCAAAAAUCUCGGAUUUCGCUUCAUUUUUCUGGAUUUUUGCGAUUUUCUCGAUUUUGAACAGUUAUAAGAGCUUCAAUUUCAUAAAAUCUAUCUUAUAAACUUAUAUGAUCGAAGUUAUUUCACAUAAAUGGCUAUAAAUGAGCUUUAAAAUUUUGAAAAACCGUCAUCAGUCAUCCUCAGUGUUGCUCAUGUUUGCUGGAGGAGGCCACGCCUUCUUUUUUGUACACGAGCUUCCAUUUCAUGAAAUCUAUCUUAUAAGUUUUUAUGAUCAAAGUUAUUUUACAUAAAAAGCCAUGAAAGAUCUUUAAAAUUUCGAAAAACCUGUAAAAAAUCAGGAUUUUGAUUUCCCUGUGUAGCCGGUCUCUUGUUACCAAGCUUUAUGCCUUGAAAAACUUUCAAUAUUUCAAAAAUUGGCCUUUAAAAGAUCCUCAAAAACCUACUUUUUUUUAUCCAAAAAGGACCAGCCCCCGGGAUUUUCAGCCCAAGCCAUUUGAAGCUCAAAUCGAGCCACCGCUAGAACCUCCCCCCCAUCCCCUAGAAAACCGGAAAGGACAGGUGAAACGGCGUAAAUCUGGUGGUUAAUUCGGCCGACGACGGGCCUAACGGACCACUCUCGUUUUGUGACCCCUUGGCUGCUAAUGUUUCUCAUAAUUCCAUGAAUUUGAAGCUUGGAAGUCGAGAUGGGGAAGAAAAAAGGAUAAAUUUGCAAAGAAAUUGAAGUUUUUUCCCUAGAAAAAAAUGAUCUAAAAUCCGUGUUUUCCCCUUUUUUUCCCGUCAUUCAGGGGUUGCAUAGAGAAAAAAAUAUGAAAACUUCAGCUUCAAAAGGAAUUUUUUUACUAUUAAUAAAGAGAGCUGCUAAGUCAGGGGGGAAGAAGAACUGAAUUUAUACAAAAAUAUAUGAGCUUUUUAAAAUUUCGACCGCACUUGGAAUGGCUCGGUUCAAACUGCUUAGAUGCUUUCCGACACCCACAAGCGCAACUCGUUUUGGGUCGGGCGCAAGUUUCAACCAACCCCUCGGCAGCCGAGACCGUGUUAAAUAUAUAAAGAUGAAGCUCAUUUUACACAAUAAACCAAAAACAAUCUUAUAUCUUUUCCCUAAGAGUCCGUAGUGGUCCCUUAAGUGGUUCUUGAAGGCUUCCCUCUAGUGACCGCCUUUCUUCCCAUCAUAGGAGGUGCUUGAAAAAGUGGCCACUCCAGGGGAGCAUAAGUACUCUUUUAAGUUCUAAUAUUGUGAAAACACUAUAGGGACUCAAAUUUUAGCCCUCUAGGGGACACUAUUUUGAUCCCUAUAAGGGCUGAUUUUCCCCUAACCCCUCUAGGGACUACUUUGGUGCUCCAUUUCCUGAAUUUUCCGAUUGUAACCGUCUUUAACUUGUUAUUUAGGGCAUUAAAAGUUGAAAAUAUUGAAAUUUUAUUUUUAAAACUCAUUUUCACCAUUAGUACGUCAAUAAACGGAACAACUAUCGUGAAUCUUGACUUUUAUCCAAUUUUCAAAUUUUCACCGUCAACAUACAUGACAUGAAAACCACAUAAACUUCAAAUAUGGCUUCAAAAUUUUACUUUUUAGGCCAAAAGAGAGUGAAGAAAAGGCGGCGGCGGGUCAGGCGAUGCGCCAGCCGAUCCCAACGAGAAGCAACGCCGCAGAGAAACGAAAAUCUGCUCGAAUCGCUCAUCAAAGAGGUUCGAAUCGAAAUAUGGAAGGAGUAGAAUUUUGAAAGUAUAUAGGAAGUUAGCUGAAGAUUUUGGUGAAAAAGUGAUUUUUCGUAGGGACUAUUAUGGGUAAUAAUGAUAAACAAUGAAAUUAUUUUCAAGAACUAAGAUUUUUUUUUCCUUGGUUUCUGAAGUUUCAAUGAGAAGGACGCAUUUGGAAUGGCUUAAAGAGCAUUUCGAUUGCUCCAAAGCGCGCCAGACUCGAAACGGCUUGCGCUUAGUAGCAUCCGAAAGCUUUAGAACAAGCGGAUUAUUUUCAAGACUAAAAAUUUUUCCUUGGUUUCCAAAGUUUCAAGCUGUAUCAUUUGCGAAGACGUGGACGCAUUUGGAAUGGCUCAACAAGCGUUUCGAUGACUCCAAAGCGCGCCAGACCCGAAACGGCUUUCGCUUAGUAGCAUGUGAAUGCUUGAAAGCGAGCGGAUUAUUUUCAAGACUAAGAAUUUUUCCUUGGUUUCCAAAGUUUCAAGCUGUAUCAUUUGCGAAGACGUGGACGCAUUUGGAAUGGCUCAACAAGCGUUUCGAUGACUCCAAAGCGCGCCAGACCCGAAACGGCUUUCGCUUAGUAGCAUCUGAAAGCUUUAAAGCAAGCUAUUUUCGAGUCAAAUGUAAUUUUUUGAGCCGCGACGCGACCGCGACGCUUCAAUAAUAACAGCCAAUUGAAAUUAAUGAUAUAGGAUUUUGAGCUUUUUCAUAGGAAAAUUUAAAAAUUGAAGAAUGAAAAUCCGAAAAAUAAUGGUCUUCACAUACAUGUUCUACAACGUGAACGAAAAAAAUUUGAAAAUAGGUUGUUUUUUUCCAGAAAUGGAAGGCCGAAUUCAAGAUGAAUCGAUGGAUGGAAAGACCAUCAAACAUACCGUACUCCGAAGUCGGGUCGGUUUUCCAGAAAUUUCAAAAAAUGACUUCAAAAAAUUUUUCAGACCGUGUAUCCCAAGCUGCCUGACUCGCCAGGUUAG
This is a messenger RNA of Caenorhabditis auriculariae, 11182 nucleotides long. Lineage: Eukaryota; Metazoa; Nematoda; Chromadorea; Rhabditida; Rhabditidae. The record is from the annotation of a GenBank genome assembly.